Molecule: messenger RNA, 3919 nt
Organism: Astyanax mexicanus (Mexican tetra)
Lineage: Eukaryota; Metazoa; Chordata; Actinopteri; Characiformes; Acestrorhamphidae
Gene: anpepa
Product: alanyl (membrane) aminopeptidase a
Exons: 21
Coding region: 226-3111 (961 amino acids)
Biological process (GO): peptide catabolic process; proteolysis
Cellular component (GO): cytoplasm
Molecular function (GO): zinc ion binding; metalloaminopeptidase activity; peptide binding
Source: RefSeq, a predicted model, not a curated record
CCACCUCCCCCCUUCUACCAGAUGGGAACUCAGAAAGAGAGAGAGAGAAGCAGUGUGUGUUUCUCAUCAACUCCAUCAUUUUAAAUUCUCAAGUCUCUGCACCUCUCUGGUUCGUAGAGGCUUCUUUCUUCUACAUGGACACCCGCCAUGUCUUCCUGUUAGCGUGAAGAGACGAAGAGCAGCCUUGCCCGAACCUGUCCCACACUUCUCCAGCUUUAUACAAUCAUGGGAAAAGGUUUCUACAUCAGCAAGCACCUGGCCAUAGCAGCUGUACUGCUGGCUGCAGCAGCUUUAGCCACCAUCGUAGCGUUAUCUAUAGUUUACUCUAAAGAAAAGGCCAAAAAGUCACAUCAGGUCAGCGAUGGACCAACAUCACGCAUGCCUCCCACUACACCACUAUCUAAUGAGCCCUGGGACAAAUACAGACUCCCCAACACCCUGAAGCCUCAGUUUUACAACAUAAGUCUGUGGCCGAGGCUCAGCAUAGACGCUAAGGGUAUGUACGUUUUCACCGGCAGUUCUGGAGUAGCUUUCACAUGUGAGAAAGAGACGGAUCUGAUCAUCAUUCACUGCCACAAGCUCAACCUGACUCUUUUUGAUGGACGCCACGCAAAGCUAACAGGCAUGCAGGGAGCAACGGCUCCAGCCAUCAAGAAAACUUGGUUCCAGUUGGAAACGCAAUACUUGGUGGUUCAGCUGAAGGGGAGGCUAAAGCCAGGAAAAGCCUACUGGCUUUAUACCGAGUUCAGAGGAGAGCUGGCGGAUGACCUGCAGGGAUUCUACAGGAGCGAGUAUGAAGAGGACGGGGUAAAAAAAGUUGUCGCCAUAACACAGAUGCAAGCAACCUACGCCAGAAAGGCUUUCCCCUGCUUUGAUGAGCCAGCCAUGAAGGCCAUAUUCCACAUCACUCUUAUUCACGAGCCAGGAACCAUCGCACUGUCUAACAGCAGAGACGUGGAUACAGAAAGCCUUCAAAUGGAUGGAAUUGAUGUUAUUAAAACUGUAUUUGAGCCCACAAAGACGAUGUCUACAUAUCUGGUCGCGUUUGUUGUCAGUGACUUUACUUACACCAGCAAACAAACAGACAGCAAGGAUGUUAUGGUUCGUAUUUGGGCAAGACAAAAGGCUAUUGGAGAAGGUCAAGGUGACUAUGCCCUGAGCAUCACCCAGCCAAUACUGAAGUUCUUUGAGAAGUAUUACAGCACCAACUAUCCACUCUCUAAAUCAGACCAGAUUGCACUGCCUGACUUUAAUGCUGGAGCCAUGGAAAACUGGGGUCUCGUCACCUACAGGGAAACGUCUCUGCUCUAUGAUCCCAAAACCUCGGCCAACGGCAACAAGCAGAGAAUUGUGAUUGUGGUUUCUCAUGAGCUCGCUCAUAUGUGGUUUGGAAACCUGGUGACUCUGAAGUGGUGGAACGACUUGUGGCUAAACGAGGGAUUUGCUUCAUAUGUGGAGUACCUUGGUGCAGACUAUGCAGAGCCAACCUGGAACAUUAAAGAUCAGAUCAUACUGUAUGAUAUUUACCGCGCGUUUGCUGUGGAUAGCCUGGUCUCCUCUCACCCGCUGUCCUGCAAAGAGGAGGAGGUCAACAAGCCAGCGGAGAUCAGCCAAAUGUUUAACACCAUAUCUUACAGCAAGGGGGCUGCGGUGCUCAGGAUGCUCUCUGAAUUCCUGACUGAGCCGAUCUUCGCUAAGGGGCUCAGUACGUACCUGAACCAGUUUGCUUAUGGGAACUCUGUGUAUUCAGAUCUGUGGGAUCAUCUUCAGAAGGCCGUAGAGAAAACCCCACAUCUGAAGCUGCCGCACAGAGUGCAUGACAUCAUGAAUCGCUGGAUUCUGCAGAUGGGUUUCCCAGUGGUCACCAUUGACACCCAAACAGGAAAUGUGAGCCAGAAGCACUUCCUGUUGGAGCCAAACUCUGUGGUGGAAAGACCGUCUGAGUUCAAUUAUGAGUGGUUUAUACCAAUCAAGUGGAUGAAGAAAGGGGUAGAACAAGAUCAGCUGUGGCUUCUUCAGAAAUCAGCUGUGCACAAACCUAUGAAAGUCAGCAGAGGUGAUUGGGUUUUGGCCAACACUAAUGUUUCUGGAUACUACAGAGUCAACUACGACCCUGAGAACUGGGAGCGCCUCCUGAAACAACUGAGCUCCAACCAUCAGGUAAUACCACUGAUAAACAGAGCCCAGAUACUGGAUGAUGCCUUUAACCUGGCUAGGGCAUCCAUCAUUAACAUAACUCUCGCUCUGAGAACCACCAAAUAUCUCUCGCUGGAGAGAGAGUAUAUUCCAUGGGAGGCGGCUCUGAGGAAUCUCAACUCAUUAUUCCUCCUGUUUGAUCGCAGUGAAGUUUAUGGGCCCAUGCAGGCCUACCUCAGAAAACAGGUCAAGCCUCUGUUUGAUCAUUUUGCCAGUGUUACUGAAAACUGGGCGACUGUGCCUCCAGGCCACAACGAUCAGUUCUCACAGAUCAUCGCACUGUCACUGGCGUGUAAAACCGGGGUGCAGGGCUGCCGUGAACUCACCAAAACCUGGUUCAGACAAUGGAUGCAGGAUCCUAAUAAUAAUGAGAUUCACCCCAACCUGAGGUCCACAGUGUACUGCUAUGCUAUAGCUACUGGAGGAGUAGAGGAGUGGGACUUCACCUGGAAGAUGUUCAAGAAAGCGACAGUAGCAGCCGAAGCGGUUAAACUGCGCGCAGCUCUGUCCUGCACCAGAGAGCCCUGGUUACUCAACAGAUUCCUUGAAUACACUUUGGAUCCUAAUAAGAUCCGGAAGCAGGAUGCCACUUCCACAAUCGGAGCCAUCGCUAGUAACGUUGUUGGUCAGCCUCUGGCCUGGAACUUCGUCCGGGCGAGAUGGGAGUACCUGUUCAAAGAGUAUGGAGUUGGAUCAUUUUCCUUCUCCAGCUUAAUAAGUGACAUUACGUCCAGAUUCUGCACAACAUUUGAACUCAAUCAGUUAAAGCAGUUCCAAAUGGACAACGCAGACGUGGGCUUCGGCUCUGGGACGCAGGCUCUGCACCAGGCUGUGGAGAAGACAAAGGCCAAAAUCAAAUGGCUGGAAGAAAAUAAGAAGCAGGUUCUGCAGUGGUUCAUCUCACAGUCAGCCUGAACAAUCAACCAAUCCAGUCUGAAUCUAAUGCACUCAGUGCUCUGUAAAUAAUGUGCGAAUGUGUAGAUCAUUUCCACUUUAAAAACACAGAGUUUUCCAUCUUUUUAUCCAAUUUUCCUCAGUCUGGGUAAUGUUCGGUCCAGAGUCUAGUUGGAAUCGCUGGGCUAAAGGCAGCAAUUAUUCCCUGAACAAGUUCAACUCAAAGAUAAAUUACAGUAUAAUAACAAUAACGGCAAGUAAAUAAAUAAAUAAAUAAAGUAAAUACAGAUGUUCCCUUACUCUGGAAAUGAUGUAUACUGUGAAUCCAGAAAAUGAACACUUUUAUUUUGUGUACACUGUAAAUAAAAAUGUAAAAAGUCAAGACCAACUUAAAAUAAUACAGUAACAUUUUUUUUAAAUAUUUUUUUUUAACUUAUUGAUUUCACUUUACAAUUGAGAAAUAUUUUUAGCAUUUUACAUUUUGGAGACAUAUUGCAAAAAAGUAAUGCAAGUUCAUAAUUUACAUUUUUUUAACUAUGAAUAAAAAAUGUGAAACAUAUCCUUUUAAAUUAAAUAAAUGUAAAACAUAUAAUUUUAAAUUAAAUACAUUUAAAACAUAUGUUUUCUGUGUUUAAAAAAAUGCUCCAAAUCUUGAGUUCUUGACAUUUUACACCUUCAUUAAAUGUAAAUAAAAAGUCAUUAAAUUAGUGUGCUAUCAGUGGGAGUAUGUAUCAGUAAUAUCCAUCUUUUGUUGUAUUUAUUGAAAAUAAGUUACUUAAAGGUUUUUUUGGUCUAACUGAGAAUGUUGUGUAGAAAACAUUUUAAUACC